Messenger RNA from Ascoidea rubescens DSM 1968, 4394 nucleotides. RefSeq names its product calcium-translocating P-type ATPase. NCBI's taxonomy places the organism in Eukaryota, Fungi, Ascomycota, Saccharomycetes, Ascoideales, Ascoideaceae. The coding region runs from base 30 to 4361 and encodes 1443 amino acids. Gene Ontology annotation, biological process: intracellular calcium ion homeostasis; calcium ion transmembrane transport. Gene Ontology annotation, molecular function: ATP binding; ATP hydrolysis activity; P-type calcium transporter activity. Gene Ontology annotation, cellular component: membrane; intracellular membrane-bounded organelle. The record is from RefSeq and is a predicted model, not a curated record. The transcript has 2 exons.
UUGAGAAAUAAAAUAAAGAAGAUCGGAAAAUGUCAGUUAACUACGCUAGACAAGCAGGAAAAAUCCUUUGUAUUGGUAGAAAUUAUGUUAAUCAAUAUUCAGAAUUGUCAUCGUUGAAAAAUGUUCAGCCAUUUUAUUUUUUAAAGCCAUCAUCAUCUAUUUUGCUUCCAAAUGAAGGGCCGGUUUUGAUUCCAAAGGGAGUUGUUGUUAACCAUGAAAUUGAGUUGGUGGUGGUUAUGGGAAAAACGUUGAAAAAUAUCGAUCCAAAUAAUUUCAGUGAUCAAGAUGCAUUAGAUUCAAUUAAAGGAUAUGCUUUGGCAAUUGAUUUUACAGCAAAAAAUGUUCAAGACGAGGCAAAGAAAAAGGGACUCCCAUGGUCUAUCUCCAAAGGAUUUGAUACGUUUUGCCCAUUAAGUUCGUUCAUCCCCAAGGAAAAAAUCCCAGAUCCAUACAAAGCCAGGCUCCAUUUUGAGAUUAAUGGCGAAACCAAGCAGGACGAUUAUGUUGAGUUGAUGAUCACCAGAAUCAACAAGAUCAUGAGCGAAAUGUCGUCAAUAAUGACGUUGGAAAAGGGCGACUUGAUUCUCACUGGCACACCCAAGGGCAUUGGCUCCGUUGCAGUGGGGGACCAUAUAGAAAACAGCCCUUCCUAUCCAGAUGAUUUCUUGCCUUAUUCUGCUGAACAUCUUAGCUCUCUUCACGAUCCAAAAUCAAUAUUAAAAUUUAUACAGCUUUUGAAUGGAAAGACAAUUUACGACUUUUUCAACAAUUUGAAAACUGAUCCUAAAAAUGGUCUAUCGUCAGAAGAACUAUCUUCUUCAUCUCUAUUAGACCAAAGAAUAUCAAGAUAUGGCCAAAACAAAAUCCCCGUCACUCCUCCAAAAUCAUUCUUCACCUUAUGCUGGAUUGCUCUUCAGGAUAAAAUUAUGAUCAUUUUAACCAUUGCUGCUGUUAUCUCUUUAUCCCUAGGUUUGUAUGAAACCUUUGGUGAAGACCCCGAACUCGAUGCUCAAGGAAAAAAAAUUCCCCAAGUCGAAUGGGUUGAAGGUGUUGCAAUUCUAGUCGCUGUCGCCGUUGUUGUUUUAGUUAGUGCCGCAAAUGACUUCCAAAAAGAAAGACAAUUUGCAAAACUAAACUCCAAAAAAGAAGAUCGUGAUAUUAUUGUCAAUAGAAAUGGUAUUGAAUGCUACAUUUCCAUCCACAACAUCGUCGUUGGUGACUUAAUCAAAUUGCAGACCGGUGAUGUUGUCCCUGCUGAUUCCAUUCUUGUAGACGGAAAAUGUGAAUGUGAUGAAUCAAACAUUACUGGUGAAUCCCAAACCAUCAAAAAAGUCUCUCUAGCUCCCGCCCUCGAAAAAUACAAUAAAGAAUUUUCAAAUUCAACCGCUGAUAUUGGCUACGAAAAAAGAGUUUUGGAUCCCUUUAUGAUUUCUGGCACAAAAUUGAUCUCUGGUUUAGGUGAUGCUGUCGUUACCGCCGUUGGCCCAAAUUCAAUGCAUGGAAAAGCAAUGAUGUCCCUUAAAGUCGAACCUGAUCCAACUCCAAUGACUGUGAGAUUAGACCAUUUGGCAAACGGAAUCAACAAAUUUGCCAUUAUCGGUGGUUGUAUCUUAUUCCUAGUUUUAAUUCUCAAAUUUUGCUCAGAAUUGCCUUCUGGCGGAAAAUAUCAUGAAUUGCCUGGAACUGAAAAGGGUACAAAAGUUUUGGAUAUCUUUAUCACUGCUGUUGCCUUAAUUGUUGUUGCUGUCCCCGAAGGUUUGCCCUUAGCUGUCACUUUAGCUUUGGCCUUUGCCACCACAAGAAUGGCAAAAGAUGGUAACCUAGUUCGUAUUUUAAAAGCUUGCGAAACAAUGGGUGGUGCCACUGCUGUUUGUUCCGAUAAAACUGGUACUUUGACCGAAAAUAGAAUGAGAGUUGUCAGAGGGGUUUUUGGUGGCCUAGAAUUUAACAACACCGGUACCCAUCAUGUUGUAAAUGAUAAAAUCAUUUUUGACGAUGCCAUUGAAGAAAAACAUCAAUCAAAUCAACCAGUUCUCAACACAUCAAAUGAUAUAAAACAAAAUUUAUCCUCCAAACUCAAAAAUUAUUUGCUCUCCAACAUUACUUUGAAUUCUUCUGCUUUUAGAAAUUUAGAACCUGCCAAUCUUAUCAGUAUCUCACCUAAAAAAUCAAAACGUUUUAGGCUAUUUAAAAAAAAAUCGGAACUUGUUUUUGCUGAAAAUUCUGAAAAAUAUAACGGUUCCAAAACUGAAAUUGCUUUAAUGUAUUUGGCCGAAGAUUUGUUUGAUAUGGAUGACUCAAAAAGCUUGGACUUUUUAAGAAAAAAUACCACUCAACUAAACAUUAAACGAAUUGUCCAAGUCAUUCCAUUCGAAAGUUUUAGAAAAUGGUCAGCUCUUGUAGUUGAAAAUGAUUCAGGUAAUUUUACAUUCUAUAUCAAAGGUGCUUCUGAAAUUGUUUUGUCCAAGUGUGGGUUUUAUUAUAAAAAUGAAAAUGAUGCUCUAGAUUUCUUUGAUGAAGAAUCUCUCUCUUUGAUGAACAAAAAAAUUGAAUUUUAUGCAGAUAAUGCCUUAAGAACCAUUUCCUUAGCUCAUAAAGAUUUUGAAAGCUGGCCCCCAUCUCCUAACGUAUUAAAUGAAGCUCGAACUGAAAUUGAUCCCGAUCUAUUUUUUGAAAGUCUUGUUGUGGAUAAUAAUCUUUAUGAUAAAUCACCAUUCGAAAAUGUUCCAACAAUUGUUGUUGCCGGUGAAGACGAUAAAUUUGACAAUAAACUAAGCUCCUUAGUUUUUGAUGGUUUAGUUGGUAUUCAUGAUCCAUUAAGAGAGGGGGUUGCCGAUGCUAUUACUCAAUGUGAAGCUGCAGGUGUAACUGUAAGAAUGGUUACAGGUGAUAAUAUUAUGACUGCUAGAUCCAUUGCUUUAGGCUGUGGAAUACUAACACCUGCCCUUUUGAGAAAUCCAAAUUCUUGUAUGGAAGGUCCUACCUUUAGAAAAUUGCCCAAGGAAGAAAUUAAAAGAAUCAUUCCUAUUUUGAAAGUUUUGGCCAGAUCUUCUCCAGAAGACAAAAGAAUUUUAGUUGAAAAUUUGAAAGAAAUGAAAGAAGUGGUUGCAGUCACUGGUGAUGGUACAAAUGAUGCCCCUGCUUUAAGAUUAGCCGAUGUUGGUUUUUCCAUGGGUAUUUCUGGUACUGAAGUUGCAAGAGAAGCAUCAGAUAUUAUUUUAAUGACAGACGAUUUCAGUGCAAUAGUUAAGGCUAUUAAAUGGGGUAGAUGUGUUUCAGUUUCAAUCAAAAAAUUUCUUCAAUUUCAAUUGACUGUCAAUAUUACUGCAGUUGUAUUAACAUUUGUUUCAGCAGUUGCAUCAUCGGAUAAUGAAUCUGUUUUAACCCCUGUUCAAUUAUUAUGGGUUAAUUUGAUUAUGGAUACAUUUGCUGCUCUAGCUUUAGCAACCGACAAACCUGAUGAUCACAUUUUAGAAACUAGACCGGAUGGAAGAAAAGCACCAUUAAUUGCUGUUUCAACGUGGAAAAUGAUUCUUGGUCAAUCUUGCACUCAAUUAAUUGUUACAUUUGUUUUGCACUUUUGUGGUGAAAGAAUAUUCUUUGAUGGAGAAGCAACUGGAUAUCAAAAACAACAAUUGCAUGCAAUGACAUUCAAUACAUUUGUGUGGCUUCAAUUAUGGAAAUUAUUUGUCACUAGAAAAUUGAAUGAAGCAGAUGGUAUUAAGAGAGUGAGAGACAGAAUUACUAUGAGAAAUUUAAAUUUUUUCCAAGACUUGUUUAGAAACUACUAUUUCCUUGCCAUUGCAGUAUUGAUUGCUGGUAUUCAAGUUUUAAUCAUGUUUGUUGGCGGUACAGCAUUUUCAGUUACUGAUCAAACUGGUGCAAUGUGGGGCACAGCAAUUAUUUGUGGUAUGUUGUCUUUACCAGCAGGUGUUAUUAUUAGAAUAAUUCCUGAUGAAUGGGUUAUGAAGAUUUUCCCAUCAAGAUUAUUCAAGUGGACCGUUUAUUUUUUGUCAUUUGAUUUUAUUAGAAAAAGUAAGAAAUCACCUAGAAGCAAAAAUAGAAAAAAUUAUGAUGACCUCAAUAAUACUAAAGAUCUUGAAGCUAGUAAUAAUAAUAAAGAAUUAGGUAAAGACGAAACAGAACAAGAAAGAAGCAUAUUUGGGUUGAAAUUCACAAGAAAAAGAAAAAAUUCAGCAUUGUCAGAUAAUACAUGUAUAUGCAAUAAAGAUGAAGAAAAGGGAUUCUUUGAAGAAAAUGGACAUCUUGGAUUGCCUUCAAAACCUGGCAAUCAGUCAUCUUCUUCAACUAAAAAUAGUAUAAGUCCAAGUGACAUUUCAGCAACAACCGCCGUCAAUUAGAAUAGUUUGAUAAAUUAAUAAAUUUAAAAAGUU